Panonychus citri (citrus red mite) is the source of this 1249-nucleotide messenger RNA. It is a transcript of the gene Rfk, whose product is annotated as putative riboflavin kinase. The record is from RefSeq and is a predicted model, not a curated record. Gene Ontology annotation, molecular function: riboflavin kinase activity. Gene Ontology annotation, biological process: riboflavin biosynthetic process; FMN biosynthetic process. Gene Ontology annotation, cellular component: mitochondrion. Lineage: Eukaryota; Metazoa; Arthropoda; Arachnida; Trombidiformes; Tetranychidae.
UUUCUUGUAUUCUAAUAAAAAGAAACGUUUUCUCAACGUUAAUUUAGUGAUUACAAUUAUCGUGACUUAAUCAACUCAAAGAGUUACUUAUAAUUAUCAAAAUGCCCGAUGAAAAAUCAACUGAAUCAGAUUGUUAUCCCUUUUUUGUUUCCGGUAAAGGUAAAGGAUUUGGUCGAGGAUCAAGUGAACUCGGGAUUCCAACUGCAAAUAUUGAUCAUCAAAUUGUUAAAAAUAUUAACCUUCCAACUGGAAUCUACUUUGGUUGGUCACAAUUAACCCUGACAGAGGAUCAAUUCAAUCAAUUAACCAAAGAUCAACAAGAUAAACUAAAACCAAUUCUAAAUGACAAUGGAUCUAAUUUAGUUUCUCCAAUUUAUAUGAUGUCAACUGCUUUGGGUUAUAAUCCAUAUUAUGACAAUAAAGAGAAAGCAUUGGAAAUUCAUAUUCUAAAUAAAUUUGAUUGUGAUCUUUAUGGAGUAACAAUUAACUCGUUAAUUUGUGGUAAGAUUCGUGAUGAGAAAAACUAUGAUAAUUUGGAAUCUUUAAUUGAAGCAAUUAACAACGAUAUUAAAGAGACCAGGGAAAAAUUAUCUCUCGAUUGUUGGUUAACUGUUAAAUCAAAUGAUCAGUAUUUCAUUCAAUCCUAAUGAACAAUCAACUAAUCCAAGUACUUAAAAGGAAACACAAUUAAGUUAAUCGUAAACUUUUAAUCUAUCAGAUUAUCAAGUUUCUAAAUUCCAUUAACAUUUAUACUUAAAUUUGAGUGAAGAUUAUUUUCAACAAUUAAAUAGAAAUUAAUUUACUGUAAAUUUGAAUAAAUUUAAUUUUACAAAUUAAAUUGUUUCUUUUUCCUUGAUUGUAAACAAAAUUGAUUUAGGAAAAUCAGGAAGAAAUGAUUUACCAAUAUUCUGACAAAAAAUUGGAUCAACUUUGUAAUCUCUUUGUUUUUCUUACAAUAAAUAAUAAUCAGAUCCUUUUGUGAAUAAAUUUACAAUGAGACAAUUAAUAUAAUAAUCGAUGAUAAUUGUCAGUUGAAAAUGAUAUAAUCUAAUAUAGAUGAAGAAGAAAAAAAUUGAUGGCAUUGAUUAGUUAGUUGAUUGUUUCCCUCCCAUCCCCAGGAAUCAAUUGUUCCUUAAUCAGUAGCUACUCUGGAAAGAAAGUAAAUUGUGGCGAUAAUCACUGGUUCCCAAAUCCAAAUCAAGUGAUUGAUUAUAUAAAUUAGUAAAUUGUCAAUAUCCUUCAACGACAA